AUGUUUCAUGUGGGAUCGUCUUUAUUUGUUAUACGUUCUCUCAUUAGAUAAUAUGGUCCGCGCGAAAGUGACGUCAUCCGAUCCAUGUUAAGACUAACUACGUUUAUUUUUUUGUGAAUUGAAAAUGGGUAACUUAACAGUUGACAAAGAGGCGUUUUAUCGAAGAAUGAGACGAUUUUAUUCGGCAUGGAUGAAGGCAGAGGAUAAUGAUAAUGGUCUUUCUAAAGUGGAUGCUCUUGUUGUUGGAGUUGGACUAGAUGAGGAAAUUGUAUACAGUAAAUCAACAGCCAUACAGACUUGGCUGUUGGGAUACGAACUGACUGACACUCUUAUGGUUCUUUGUGAAAAUGAAAUAUACUUUUUAGCCAGUAAAAAGAAGGUAGAAUUUUUAAAACAAAUUGAAUCCAGUAAAGAAAAUGAAAAUGCAGUUCCACCAGUUAUACUUUUAACAAGAGAUAAAGCUGAUAAAGAUAAGGCAAAUUUUGAAAAAUUAAUCGAAGCCAUCAAGAAAAGUCGGAAGGGAAGCACAAUUGGUUGUUUUGUAAAAGACAAAUUUCCUGGUGAAUUUCUAGAUUCAUGGAGAACUGCUCUAGGAGCAGGGAAGUUUGAAAAGGUGGAUGUAAGUGCGGCUGUAGCAUAUAUCAUGUCACCAAAAGAAGAUGUUGAGCUGAACACUGUCAGGAAAGCAUGUCAGGUCACUGUUGAUGUCUACACAAAGUAUCUUAAAGAUCAAAUUAUGGAAAUUAUUGAUGCUGACAAGAAAGUGAAACAUUCUAAGUUGGCAGAAGGUGUGGAACAAGCUGUUAGUGAUAAAAAAUAUGUUAGUGGUGUUGAUAUUUCACAAGUUGAUUUAUGUUAUCCACCCAUAAUACAGUCCGGUGGUAAUUAUAAUUUGAAGUUUAGUGUUGUUAGGUGAGUUUGUUUUAAAUUUUA
Messenger RNA from Centruroides sculpturatus (bark scorpion), 933 nucleotides. Its product is annotated as FACT complex subunit SPT16-like. Gene Ontology annotation, cellular component: FACT complex. Lineage: Eukaryota; Metazoa; Arthropoda; Arachnida; Scorpiones; Buthidae. Bases 125 to 916 code for a protein of 263 amino acids. Gene Ontology annotation, biological process: transcription elongation by RNA polymerase II; positive regulation of transcription elongation by RNA polymerase II. The record is from RefSeq and is a predicted model, not a curated record. The transcript has 7 exons. Gene Ontology annotation, molecular function: nucleosome binding.